GCUCAAUCUGGAAAACACUUUGUUGUUGGUUUUGUGUCUUUUUCUGCCCUUGCUGAUUAUACCAAAUAUACGCAUUUGUUUGCUUUGUGUAUUGAAAACAAUCAAAUAUCCCACUUCAAAAGAAUUUAUAUAUUAAUAUCUGAAUUAUCUUUCCAAGUCCAACUAUCAGCCAAACAUCCUACACCUACUGAAAUUAUUCAUCAAUCAUCAUCCCCUUUCGGCUGUAUCUGGCUUACCUUUUUAUUUCCCCCCCUCAUUUUUGGUCGUCAUCUUCUUGAUUUACGUACUUGUUCAGAUCUGAGUUUUUUUGUUUGGUUUAAUAAUGUUGAGGGGUUCGUACUAAAUAGUUUGGAACGAGUUGGUUGACCUUAUUUUGGUGGCUUUAAUUAGCUGAGAAAGAAUAUUGUUUACCAGAAGAGCGUGAAACAGAGAAAGAAAGGAUGAAGCUGCCAUUUCCAUUUGCUAGCUGUUUCUCCCCAUCCUCAAAAAGAACCAGUUCAGUCAACUACGAUGAUAGUUUCAGUUCUGGUGGACAGAAAAUUGAUGAAAGCAUCUCUGUUUUUUCAUACAACGAACUGAAAGCUGCAACUCAGGGAUUCAAAUCAUCCAACCGUGUUGGAGAAGGAGGUUUCGGUGCUGUUUAUCAGGGUGUGCUUCAAGAUGGAAGCUUGGUGGCUAUAAAGAAUCUUUCGGUGGAGCAAGAAUCAUUGAGAGGGGAGAGGGAGUUCUUAACUGAGAUUGCAGCUCUAUCUGGGAUUAAACACGAAAAUCUUGUCAGUCUCAGAGGAUGUUGUGUUGAUGGAGCUAAACGACUCUUGGUCUAUGAUUACAUGGAAAACAAUAGCCUUGCCUACACCUUCCUUGGGGAAGACUAUAAAAGGGAGAAAUUUAGUUGGGAAUUAAGGAGACAGAUUAUAGUUGGUGUGGCUGAGGGACUUGUGUAUCUUCAUGAACAACUCAAACCUCGUAUAGUCCAUCGAGAUAUCAAAUCCAGUAACAUUCUUCUGGAUCAUGAUUUUAACCCAAAACUCGGUGAUUUUGGUUUGGCCAAGCUUUUUCGAGACGAGGCAUCGUACAUCAGUACUCGAGUAGCUGGCACAUUAGGAUAUCUUUCCCCAGAGUACGCCAUUAGUGGACAUUUGACUCGGAAGGCAGAUGUUUACAGCUUCGGAGUUCUAUUAUUGGAGAUUGUUACGGGGGGGCCAGUUGUUGGUUUUGACUUGGAACGUGGUGAAUACUUUCUUGUUAAUAAGGUAAUUAUCAAACCAUGUAUAUUUCACAUAUGCGUCACAUCAGUUAAUUAAGAAAAUCCCUGUUAUGUGUAAUAGUUGACCUUACCAUUUCAUAGGUUAUUAUGAUCUUAUACAUUCAUGAAUGAUUUGUAUGAUUAUUCUGUGGUAGGUUUGGGAGAUGUACAAUGAGAAACAACUGUUGCAGGCGGUGGAUCCAGUCCUAAAUGGGAACUUCCCAGAAGAAGAAGCAUUGAGGUUUUUGAAAGUUGGAUUGCUUUGUGUCCAGGAAACAACCAGGCUCCGGCCCAAGAUGGCUGUAGCUUUGAAGAUGCUAAGUAAUGAGAUUGAUGUAGAAGACACGGAGGUAACGAAACCUGGGAUAGUUUCGGAUUUGAUGGAGGUUAAGAUAGGCAGAAAGCAAUCGUCCCAAAGCUUUUUCUCUGGGGAUAGUGCCAAUAAUAGCUCAGGAAGGUAGAUUGAUCAACAGAGAGAACAUUUGUGUAAAUUAUGGUAUAAUAGGUUUUAUUAGACUUUCAAGUAGAUUUUGAGUUGAUUAGUCAGCUUGAUGCCAACCUUUUUUUUUUUUUUUUUUUUUAUGAACUUGCCACGUUGUACAAAAUGACAUAGUUGAUGCGAAAUAAAUAGCAUCACUUUGUCUCGCGGAGAAGUUUUUUUUUUUUUUUUUUGAGCUGUUUGUAAGCUGAAUUUCUGAUUCUCGAUCGAAUAAGGGAAGAGUCAUUUUUUUUUUGGGUGGUUGAAUGAAACAGAUGAUGCCUAC
Molecule: messenger RNA, 2010 nt
Organism: Oldenlandia corymbosa var. corymbosa
Lineage: Eukaryota; Viridiplantae; Streptophyta; Magnoliopsida; Gentianales; Rubiaceae
Source: the annotation of a GenBank genome assembly